Molecule: messenger RNA, 1772 nt
Organism: Carassius auratus (goldfish)
Lineage: Eukaryota; Metazoa; Chordata; Actinopteri; Cypriniformes; Cyprinidae
Product: low-density lipoprotein receptor class A domain-containing protein 4-like
Exons: 6
Coding region: 602-1540 (312 amino acids)
Biological process (GO): negative regulation of transforming growth factor beta receptor signaling pathway
Cellular component (GO): early endosome membrane; Golgi membrane
Molecular function (GO): R-SMAD binding
Source: RefSeq, a predicted model, not a curated record
UCCUGCCUCUGGCUUCACUCGCCCCGUGCUCCUGAUUAUUUUUAAGCUGUCGAGACUGGCGGUGAAAUCCAGGUCAUCUCCGCCGGAUCACAGCCAGCGCGGCUCGGGCUUCUGCUCUCCGCGGACUCACAGUGCCAUUUCCUGAUUCCACUCUGCAGAGUGAGCUUGCGGUCUGAAGGAUGAGGUUGGGCGAAUUGAUUAGCACGCUGCUACGCUGAGAAGAGUUUAUCCACCCAGGACGAGCGGCAGAAACUACACAUUCCCUCCCAGAAUCAGCUAUCAAACAUCUUCUCUGAAUCAAGUACCUGUCUGGAUCUUUCCUCGCUCGCUCACACAGCUAUGGCUGGCUGGCUCUGGCUGGGAGGAUAAUCGGUGCUCUGGUUCCUGCUGAAUAGAGCCCUAGUCUCACUAAAACUUUUUAGCCCCCCUCCACCUUUCUUAGUUUAUUUGCUCUUUUGUGAAGGGCAGCGGCCGGAGCCAUGGACUUAUGAGAUGAGAAUGGCAGCACGGUGGCUGUUUGGCCCCCAGGAGCCCUCAGGCAAACGGAGCCAAUAACCUGGGUGCACAAUCACACUCAUACGGGCCGAGCGGCUGGAGCAGUAUGCAGGAGGCUGACCUACCGGCCACCAAUGCUUUCACAGAGUGCAGAUUCCUGUGCACUAACGGCAGAUGUCUGAACCUGGGCUCGCAGGUCUGUGAUCAACUCAACCACUGUGGAGACAACAGUGAUGAGGAGCACUGUCCCCUCUCCACCCAGCAUCCUGCAUCUGCCAUCUUCAGCUCUGAACUGGAGUUUGUGCAGAUCGUGAUCAUAAUCGUCGUGAUGACUGUGAUGGUCGUGGUGGUCGUGUGCCUGCUCAACCAUUACAAACUCACCACAUGGUCGUUCCUGAGCCGCGCUAGUCAGGCACAGAGUCAGGACCUCUCUCUUCAGCCGGAGGGUUCUCUGUGGCCAUCAGAUAAUGGGCUGAGACAUGGAGCAUCUGAGGUGAUGUAUGCUCCUCAGCCAAGGGACCGCUUCACCGCACCCACUUUCAUGCAGCAAAACCGCUUCAGACGUUUCCAGCCUACAUACCCAUACCUGCAGCAUGAGAUCGAUCUGCCGCCCACCAUCUCGCUGUCGGACGGAGAGGAGCCACCACCGUACCAGGGUCCCUGCACACUGCAACUUAGAGACCCCGAACAGCAGCUCGAGCUUAACCGAGAGUCGGUACGCGCCCCGCCGAACCGGACCAUCUUUGACAGCGACCUCAUUGACAUGCACAGUUCAGGAGGUGGAGGUGGGCCGCGGCCUCCCAGUAGCAACUCUGGGAUCAGCGCGGCCAGCUCCAGUACCCAUGGACACAUGGAGGGCCCUCCGCCCGCUUACAGUCAAGUAUUUGGGCAGCAGUCGGGCGUCGUACUUUACCUCCACCAGCACAGCAAUAACCCGCCCAUCCCCGUCACUGUGCAGACUCCUCCCAGGGGCCGGACGGAUUUAAACGGCACAGAGAGCACAAUAGCACUGAGCAAUGGCCAACAAAGGGAGGAGCUAGUGUGAGGGGGUGGAGCUAGCACACGUUUAGGCAAUUGCGAUCACUUUCCACCCAUAAAGGGAACAGGUUCUCCCUCUUGACACUCCCGUGCACAACAGAGCUUGAUGUUUUCGCGAAGAAAGUAAAGCCAGGUGUUGUUUUGUUUUUAAAUAACAAUAUGGAGCUGAGCUUACGAAAGAAAACAUUGCAUUUGUUUUCUAAGACCAGCUGCAUUAAAACUGGGGUUUAUGCACUGCC